Molecule: messenger RNA, 1517 nt
Organism: Hippoglossus stenolepis (Pacific halibut)
Lineage: Eukaryota; Metazoa; Chordata; Actinopteri; Pleuronectiformes; Pleuronectidae
Gene: impa2
Product: inositol monophosphatase 2
Exons: 9
Coding region: 187-1023 (278 amino acids)
Biological process (GO): phosphatidylinositol phosphate biosynthetic process; signal transduction; inositol metabolic process
Molecular function (GO): inositol monophosphate 1-phosphatase activity
Source: RefSeq, a predicted model, not a curated record
AAAGUCUAUGACAGCGCUCCAGCCAAUCAGAGCCGUGACUUCCCAUCACAUGACAGCGCUUGACCAAUGAGAGCGAGCGUCACCUUUAGCUCCACCCCCGAGCUGUCUAACGUCAACAUUGAGCAGUUAGCUUGUCUGGAGCUAGGUUUCUGUGCGUGAACAUCGCUGCUCCUCGUCCGCAUCAACAUGAGCGACCCGUGGCAGGAGUGUAUGGAUCACUGCGUGGAGGUCACCAAGAAGGCAGGGCAGAUGAUCCGUGAGGCGCUGGAAAAGGACAUAGCCGUCAUGCAGAAGAGCUCACCAACUGACCUGGUGACUGAAACGGACCAGAAAGUGGAGCAGUUUAUUAUAUCCUCCAUCAAGGAAAAGUACCCCACACACAGCUUUAUAGGUGAGGAGUCCGUAGCGGCAGGAGCACCAAGUGUUCUGACUGACAAUCCCACUUGGAUCAUUGACCCCAUUGAUGGUACCACCAACUUUGUUCACAGGUUCCCAUUUGUGUCUGUAUCAAUAGGCUUCACUGUGAAGAAAGAGAUAGAGUUCGGUAUUGUCUACAGCUGCAUCGAGGACAAGAUGUACACGGCAAGGAAAGGAAAAGGAGCGUUUUGCAACGGGGAACCAAUCAAAGUGUCUGGACAAGAAGAUAUUAAACAGUCUCUGGUACUGACAGAAAUGGGCUUCAAGAGCGAUCCCGAGAAAUUCAAAACCAUGCUGGCCAACGUCAGGACCAUCCUCUCCAUCCCUGUACACGGAAUUCGUUCCCCGGGCAGCGCAGCUGUCAACAUGUGUUUGGUGGCGUGUGGCUCGGCUGACGCUUACUACCACAUGGGCAUCCACUGCUGGGACAUGGCCGGAGGGGCGGCGGUGGUCACCGAGGCUGGAGGAGUGAUCAUGGACAUCUCAGGUGGACCGUUUGACCUGAUGUCUCGGAGGCUGAUCGUGGCGAGCAGCAGGGCGAUAGCAGAGCGCCUCGUGAAGGAGAUCACAGAGUUCCAAGUUGGCCGGGACGACGCGGACCAGUAGUAAACUUCAACACUCUCAUUAGCUGUGUUGUAUUUAUCAGGUCAGGAUUCUGUCUCUACCUUAAGAACCAAAACGAUGAACUUACCUCUGAAGACAAGGGUUUCAUUCUUCUUUCGACUCCUGUUUUAAAUCACAGAUAUCACAGAUUAAUAGUCUGUUCUAUUGGGACACUCAUGUUUGUAAUCACCUAUUUAUUAUUUGUACUUAGUUAUAUAAAGGAGGCAACAAGCAAGGAACUUCAUAAAUACAUUUUUGUAUGUGUUUAUAGAUUGUGUCAUAGUGAUUAUACUCUUUAAUUUUAUUGCCAUCAGGAGUUUGCACUAUAGCUCAUGUAAGAAACAUUGUGUGUAUAUACUGUAGAACUGCUUCUCUAUCACGUCCAAACAGAAAUGCACUGGUGGUGUUCUUAAUAAUCUGAUCAGUAUGUUCUAAGUUGUUUUUAAAGGUGAAUUUAAAGAUAGCAGCAAAUAAAAAAAGGUACUUUUUGUAUAUAU